CGAUGCCGCGUUGGAGAAGAUGCGUGCGGGAAGGAAGAAGAAGAAGAAGGUGACCGAGGACUCUAGUGAUCUCGAGGUCAGCGAGACAGUCAUUCCGAUCAGCGCUUCGCCUAUUAUUCCGGUCUCUACUUCGCCGGUUCGAAGGGGCAAGGAAAGAAGGCGCGACGACGUUGAUGAUGCUGAUUGGGCUGGUGACUCUAUUCGUCUUACCUUUCCAUUUGAUGCUUCUGCAUAUGCGGAUGUCCGCCCGUUCCGCAAGGAGUUGGGCAAGUUACUUUGGCCGGAGGACCGCAAUGCCUUGGUUGGAUUGAAGUCUGGUGCCCCUGAUGCCACUGUCGACCAUAUCUUUCUGGGUUUGCAGGGCGUGCUUCAUUUGUCGGAGAGGAUCCGAGAGCUGGAGAAGAGUGUGAAGAAACUUCGAACUGAGCGGGUUGAUUUGGACGACAUAUUGAAGGGUCGUGAUGAGGAGAUUGCACGUUUGAAGGUAGAGCUGCAAACUCAGCUUGAUGUUGGGCGCCUAGCAGGUGAUCGGGCGAAGACUUUGGAGGAGCAGCUUGAGGCCGUUAACUCUACGGUUUCAUUUUUGACGGAGAAGCUUGAUUUUGUCGGUACUGAGGGGGAGGUCCAGGCUAGGGCCCAAAUGGCUCAAGAUUACUUGGACGGUCGGGCUGGGACUUGGAACACGGCGUCGAUGCUUGAGGCUUAUGCCGAGCUGAUGGAGAAGAGAGCUGAGGAGGCUGCCGAGGUUGCGGAUCUUGCUGUUUCGCUUGGAGGUUUGGGUACUGGUGGCCCCUCUGCUGAUUGAUGAUUGUGCUUCAUUAUCUGCAAACUUGACUUGGUUUUGUAAUAGACUUAUAAUAUCUUAACUUUUAGAGCUUUCGGGCCUGUGUGCCUAUGAGUCUACUCUAUGUGGACGAUUUUCCUUAGUAUUCUCUCCUCUAGUAUGAGCUUGUGCUAGUUUGAUAGCCAAGCUUAUAGUUAGUCUACUCUACUAUGUAACUCGAAGUUUUCCGGCUUGGCCGGCCUCCUGGGGUUUUACCCUUAAUAUUUAAUCGAGUUGUGAUC
Messenger RNA from Salvia miltiorrhiza (redroot sage), 1065 nucleotides. RefSeq lists its product as uncharacterized. NCBI's taxonomy places the organism in Eukaryota, Viridiplantae, Streptophyta, Magnoliopsida, Lamiales, Lamiaceae. The transcript is spliced from 2 exons. Bases 20 to 805 code for a protein of 261 amino acids. The record is from RefSeq and is a predicted model, not a curated record.